Molecule: messenger RNA, 2236 nt
Organism: Punica granatum (pomegranate)
Lineage: Eukaryota; Viridiplantae; Streptophyta; Magnoliopsida; Myrtales; Lythraceae
Source: RefSeq, a predicted model, not a curated record
ACCGAACACUUUACUCUCUCUCUCUCUCUGUCUCUGUCUCUGUCUCUGUCCGUGUCUGUCUGCUUGUAAAAUCCUAAGCUUUAGGAAUCUCCUUACCUUCAGCUUCCUCCGUUGCUCUCCACCAGAUUUUUUUCUUUUUCUUCUGCAGAUUUUAUUAUUUGAGCAACAAAGACUCGCAGGUGCAGACAAGAGCUAAAUGCAGAGAGAGAGCGCUGAUACGGAGGAGACUGCCCCCAUUUCGACCUCCACCCCCGCCAAUGCUUUCGGCUGACCACUUCAGCUUCUGAAUCGACCCAGGUCCUGCAGAAGAUACUUGCAAUAGAAUUGAGGGUUUAAGCCCCAUUGGUACGUAUCUCUCUCUCUCGAGAACCCCUUCUGCCCACGUAAAGAGAUGGUGCCCUGUACAUCGAGAAGCCUCGCACCAUCAGUGUCUGGAAACCCGAUGGGUGUUCUGACUGUUCUUGGAGGCAGAUUGUACGCGGAGAAUCAGAUGCUGAAAUUGGGCUCCGUGAAGUUAGAGCCUAAGAAUGGAUUUGUCACCCAAAAAUCAGCUUUUCCCCAAAUUAGAUGCUCGGCAAACUCUCACAGUGUCAGCCCGUAUCCAAGCAAAGACCCUUUUCUCAACCUGCACCCGGAAGUUGCCAUGCUUAGAGGGGAUAGGAGUGAGGGAACUGAAAUAUUAAACAAACAAAGCAAGAGCAGUUCCAGUGAAAUUGUGUCCGAGAGCUUAAGGGACAUACCUAGCACGAACAACCACAACGAGGCCAAGAUCAAGGUGAUCGGGGUCGGAGGUGGUGGGUCCAAUGCAGUUAACCGUAUGAUAGAGAGCGCAAUGAAGGGUGUCGAGUUUUGGAUCGUAAAUACGGACAUUCAGGCCAUGAGGAUGUCACCGGUCUUUCCUGAGCAGCGCCUACAAAUUGGGCAAGAGUUGACUAGAGGUCUUGGUGCUGGUGGGAACCCCGAGAUUGGGAUGAAUGCUGCCAAAGAAAGCAAGGAAUCGAUUGAAGAGGCUCUCUUUGGGGCAGACAUGGUUUUUGUCACGGCUGGUAUGGGAGGUGGCACAGGAACUGGCGGUGCCCCUGUAAUUGCUGGAGUUGCAAAAUCAAUGGGCAUACUGACCGUUGGUAUCGUCACAACUCCAUUCUCCUUCGAGGGACGAAGGAGGGCUGUUCAGGCCCAGGAAGGAAUCGCAGCCCUAAGGGACAAUGUGGACACUCUUAUAGUCAUUCCAAAUGACAAGCUAUUGACUGCAGUUUCACCGUCCACUCCUGUUACAGAAGCAUUUAAUCUGGCAGAUGAUAUUCUCCGACAAGGUGUUCGUGGCAUCUCAGACAUAAUCACGAUUCCUGGCCUUGUGAAUGUGGAUUUUGCUGAUGUGCGGGCUAUAAUGGCCAAUGCUGGCUCUUCAUUGAUGGGAAUAGGAACUGCAACAGGGAAGACCAGGGCAAGAGAUGCUGCUCUAAACGCAAUCCAAUCACCACUACUAGAUAUCGGCAUUGAGAGGGCUACUGGAAUUGUCUGGAACAUUACUGGUGGAAGUGAUCUGACCUUAUUUGAGGUCAAUGCUGCUGCAGAGGUUAUAUAUGACCUUGUAGAUCCGACUGCCAAUCUUAUAUUUGGAGCAGUGAUUGAUCCAACCAUCAGUGGUCAAGUGAGUAUCACCCUAAUAGCAACGGGAUUCAAGCGUCAGGAGGAAACUGAAGGUCGGUCUUUGCAGGCGGGUCAAACAUCCCAAGGAGACUACACAAUGGGAAUCAACAGGCGACCUUCCUCUUUCAGUGAAGGCAGUUCCGUGGAGAUCCCAGAGUUCUUGAAGAAGAAGGGCCGCUCACGCUAUCCCAGGGUUUAAUUUUUUGCAAGGGGUUAUAGACGAAUCCUCUCUUCCACACUGUCCCUUGAAAGAAAACCUUCAUGUAUACUGUAUUUAGGUGGCAGUGGCUUCUAGAACUGCUUUCUAGUAGCCUAACUCGCAAACGCUCACACAGUCAAAUAAGCUAUAGUUCUAGAGUUGCUUCAUGUUAUAUACAAGCGAGGGCUGAAGAUACCUCAGCCGCCUUAGCUAGCAGACUGUCAAUAAGUUUUGAGUCGCAGUGUAAGUCAGCUUGUUUGCGCGUCCUGGUUGAAGGUGUUUGCCUUUGUACAGACUGUAUCUAGCUUUUUAAGUGCCUAGCUUUGUUUCUGAGGAAGUUAUGGAGGCAUGCAUUCUGAAUGAAUCUUGUUCGAUCUGCAUUUCAAA